Messenger RNA from Exophiala aquamarina CBS 119918, 1611 nucleotides. Its product is annotated as alpha,alpha-trehalose-phosphate synthase [UDP-forming] 1. Gene Ontology annotation, cellular component: cytosol; alpha,alpha-trehalose-phosphate synthase complex (UDP-forming). Gene Ontology annotation, molecular function: alpha,alpha-trehalose-phosphate synthase (UDP-forming) activity. The coding region runs from base 1 to 1611 and encodes 536 amino acids. Gene Ontology annotation, biological process: trehalose biosynthetic process; cellular response to heat. NCBI's taxonomy places the organism in Eukaryota, Fungi, Ascomycota, Eurotiomycetes, Chaetothyriales, Herpotrichiellaceae. The record is from RefSeq and is a predicted model, not a curated record. The transcript is spliced from 4 exons.
AUGCCAUCUGUGACUUCAGAGCCACCGAAGGUCGAGUCGCGGCUGCUGCUGGUAUCCAAUCGACUCCCCAUCACCAUCAAACGAUCUCCAGAUGGCAAAUACGACUAUUCCAUGUCAUCAGGAGGACUAGUGACUGGCCUCAGCGGUUUAUCAAAGACAACCACCUUCCAGUGGUAUGGGUGGCCAGGACUCGAGAUUCCUGAGAACGAGAUCGACGAUGUUACAACGAAACUGAAGGAUGAAUUCAACGCCGUCCCAGUUUUCAUGGCGGAUGAGUUGGCUGAUCGACAUUACAACGGCUUUUCAAACUCCAUUAUGUGGCCAUUGUUCCAUUAUCACCCAGGCGAGAUCACCUUUGACGAGUCAGCAUGGAAAGCCUACGAGGAAGCCAACCGCCUCUUUGCUCGUGUGAUUGCUGAUGAAGUCCAAGAUGGUGACCUUGUAUGGGUUCACGACUAUCAUUUGAUGCUCCUACCCCAGAUGCUCCGACAAGAAAUUGGCACCUCAAAGUCCAACGUCAAGAUCGGCUUCUUCUUACAUACGCCCUUCCCCUCCAGUGAGAUCUACCGUAUCUUGCCUGUCCGAAACGAGAUCCUCCUAGGAGUUCUCCACUGCGACCUGAUUGGCUUUCAUACCUAUGACUACGCACGACACUUUCUGAGCAGUUGUUCUCGAAUCCUGGGCUAUUCUACAACACCCAAUGGGGUCGAGUUUGGAGGGAAGAUAGUCACCGUCGGCGCCUUCCCAAUUGGGAUCGACCCGGACAAAUUCACCGAGGGCCUGAAGAAAGAGAAGGUCCAGAAGCGAAUAGCGGUCUUGGAGGAGAAAUUUAAAGGGGUCAAGUUGAUGGUCGGUGUCGAUCGCCUUGACUACAUCAAAGGCGUGCCACAAAAGCUACACGCUCUGGAGGUCUUCCUCACAGACCAUCCAGAAUGGAUCGGGAAGGUAGUCCUUGUACAAGUGGCUGUGCCAAGCAGACAGGACGUUGAAGAGUAUCAGAAUCUUCGUGCUGUUGUCAAUGAGCUCGUUGGACGCAUCAACGGCAAAUUCGGUACCAUUGAGUUCAUGCCGAUCCAUUUCAUGCACAAGUCCGUUAAUUUCGAUGAGUUGAUCGCCUUGUACGCCGUCUCAGAUGUCUGUCUAGUUUCUUCAACACGGGACGGCAUGAAUCUGGUUUCCUUCGAAUACAUCGCUAGUCAGGAGAAACGUAACGGAGUCCUCGUACUCUCCGAAUUUGCCGGCGCUGCACAGAGCCUCAACGGUAGCAUCCUUGUCAACCCAUGGAACACAGAGGAAUUGGCAGGCGCAAUUCAAGAAGCCGUGACCAUGAGCCCAGAGCACCGUGCUAUCAACUACGCCAAGUUACAUAAAUACGUUUCAAAGUACACCAGUGCAUUCUGGGGCCAAUCAUUCGUUGCAGAGCUGACGAGAAUAUCUGCACAAGGAGAGCGCAAGCUGAAAUUACGUCGUGCCUCUUUGAUCAAACAGCAGCCACCCACACUUCCUGAAACCCAGGAGCCGGACCUCGAGAAGUUGAGGCUGAAUGACAGUAAAGAGGCGGGGGAUGUGAAAGAACCAGAACGGGCUGAAAACCGUUCACAGACUUCGUGA